CUUCUCUAAACACCUAUCACCUAAUACUUUUCCAGCAACAUACUACUUUUCUAGCAACAUCCUACUUUUCUAGCAACAUACUGCUAUAAGAACCUCAGCAUGAAGCUUUCAAUCUACAUGGUUUCUGCUGUAUUAGCCACUGUUGCAACAGCCAAAGAAUGCACAACCUCAAGUGGAGUAGGAGAGUGUGGAGCAGGUCACAUUUGCAUUGUUACCCUAAGUCGAAACAGUGAAGACUGCCCUGACAAGGGAGUCUGCAUGAGUCCAUCUGGAGUAGGAGAGUGUAGUGGAGCAGGUUCUAUUUGCCUUGUUACCCUACCUCUCACCAGUCGUGACUGCCCAUAAACACUGUCUGGUGACAAGGGCAGUUAUUAAAGGAGGCAAUAUAGGUAGCAGUUAACAGGCA
Colletotrichum navitas is the source of this 406-nucleotide messenger RNA. RefSeq lists its product as uncharacterized. Bases 100 to 345 code for a protein of 81 amino acids. The transcript has a single exon. Lineage: Eukaryota; Fungi; Ascomycota; Sordariomycetes; Glomerellales; Glomerellaceae. The record is from RefSeq and is a predicted model, not a curated record.